AUGGCAACGAACGGCCAGGCCGCCGACGAAAGCCCCACCAACCCUGAACUCGAUAUCAAGAAGCUCCACGCCCUCCCCACCGAGCAGCAGGACCUGUACCUGCUCACCUUCAGUUCUGACCUCGCGCGUCAUGUGGCUGCUCUAGACGGUGAUGGCGCUUCGGCGCAUCAGAUCUACAUCAAGAAGGAGAUAUUCCAGAUUGUCAACCUCGCGUCCCCCGCACCCACGCGUGUCAUUCGAAACAACCUGGGACGAGCGAUUGCAGGCAUAUUCGAAAAGGGAGACAGGAAACUGCUAUUUGAAUCCAUCAAUGAUUCCGUAAACAUACUCAAUGCUGCUGGCAAGAGCGAAAAGGAUAUCAGGACCAAGCACGCGGCUGCGCAUUGCUUGGGCUCUAUCUUCGAGGCGGCAGGGGACAGCGCUAUCCAGCUGUCGCCUUUGGCAGUAAAGACAUUGUUGGGACUCGUCAAGUCUGCGCAGAACCACACUGGUCUGAGGGCAGCGCUGUUCAAGGCUGUAGGAAAGGUGUUCAAAGGGGUCAGCUCCCAUGCGGAUGAACUGAUUACUAGAGAUGCUUGGAAACAGGCUCGCAAUGCUGGCAGCGACAAGUCCUAUAUUGUCCAGACAGCUGCCUGCUAUUGUCUCGAGCAGUUGAUCCGGUACACACCCUUCUUCGAUAACUCGACCGACUUUGAUAAACUACAAAACGUAGUCUGGAAGGUUAUAGACAGUCCUUCGUCGUCUGUGAGACAUGCAGUGGCAUCAUGCAUCAGCGCUGCGCUGGUAAAGAACUACUCCGAGAACGUACCGGUCGAUAUUCCUGUCCUCACACGAUCAAAGACAGCAAAAAGGAAAAGCAAGAAGCCAGGGGAUGACGAUGGCGACGAUAUCAUCAUGGAGCGCUCCGAAUCGCCUGCGCCGAAGAAGUCUGCAAUGCAGCUUUCUUUUACCAUUGAGAGUCUUCUCAAGUUACUUGCAACGCAAUACUGUCGGCCACAGGCUGGCAACCGUGCUAGGGCUGGAAUUGCGGUAUGCUAUAUCAAGACUAUCAAGGGCUUGGGCGAGCACAUCAUUGAGAGCAAAUACUCGGACAUUGCGCGAAGCCUUUUUGUUGAUGUUCUCAGCAAUAAUGUCAUUGUACAGAACCGCUAUCGCACUCUCAGCACACGCAAGUUUGUUGCAGUCAUUUUGGAGAGUGUUGUUGGCCGCGGCCUGCUUGGAGAGUCUGGACAACUGCACGCCGUGAAAUUUCUGGUCAACGACAUCCUCAAGGAUUAUCCUCAGGUGUUGAAAGAGCGCCCAGAGCCUACAAAACAGACACUGGUUGGUGCUCUCAGCACUCUGUCUUCUCUGUUCAGCAGUCUUGGAUCGGCUACCAAUGCAGUCGCAGACUCCUGUCGAGAUGCCUUGAUUCAAGUCUUGCAGCAUCCGAGUUACACUGUUCAAGUGACAGCAUCCGCUUGUCUACGCGCUUUCGUUCUUGCUUGUCCUCUUCAGCUACUUCCUGCUGUCACUAUAUGCAUGAACAGCGUCAACAGAGAGCUUGGUCUCCUCGCAGGGCCGCGACAGUCGCCAAGGAAAUGCGUCGGUUUAGCCAACGGUCUCUCCGCUGUGCUGAGCACGUCGACCUCGCAACCAUUACAUGGUUCCGUAGAUGUAAACUCUAGGGUACUCUCACAAGCCACAUCAUUGUUGAAAUCGGCCAGCAACUCCGAUCUGAGAAUUGGUGCUACUCAGAUACAAGUCGCCUGGAUCUUGAUUGGAGGUCUGAUGACUUUGGGGCCAAAUUUUGUCAAGAUCCAUCUUUCGCAAUUACUCUUGUUGUGGAAGAAUGCACUACCCAAGCCACUCAAUAGAGAUAACAUGGUCCAAAGAAACUACCUAGAGCUCUGCUUCUUGACACAUGUCCGAGAAUGUGCUCUGGGAUCAAUCUUAACCUUCUUGGAGUUCAACAGCCGGAUCCUGACACUGGACGUAACGAAGAGGUUGGCUGCAAUGCUCCAGAACACGACAUUAUUUUUGAAUACAUUGCCAGCCAAGAAGACGACUGAUGAUAUGUCACAAAGGCUCUCGCCAGCAUUGCAACUUUAUGAUUUCGAUCUGAUGGUCCGAAGGAGAGUUCUGCAAUGUUACACCAAGCUCGUCGAGCUUAGCCCAGCAAGCAGCACGGAAGUGCUACUACAGACUAACUUGCUGCCCUUUGCGAUCGCUUCUUUUGCCGAGCCUGACAAUUAUACUACGAGCUCAUUCAGUACUGCUAUUGCUAGUGCUGCGGGAACGUUUGAGAGCAUCUGGGAGGUUGCUGACAACCACGGUUUUGGUGUCACUGGAUUAGUCCGCGGAUAUGAUAUUACACCUCUCCCAGGCGAGCAAGAAACUCAUACUCAUAAUCACUGGCUCACUCGGCAUGGCCCUGAGGCUAUUAUCGACCGCACCCUUCUCUCUCCGAUCUGUGGAGCUCGCGAACAUGACUCGAUUUCGCUAUAUAUCAGGAAGUCGGAAGAGUCUUAUGAGCUUCCAGAUCCACCAGCUACUGAGGUGGUCAAUGCAGCACUUCAACUGUUUGCGAUUUGUCUUCCCUUACAGACGGCUAGGAUACAAGAAAGCAUCUUGGAACAGAUGACAUCUUUUCUCUCUGCAAGCAGUUUGCAGCGGGAUAUCAACAGAAAGACUGCCAUGAUGGUUAACAUUGCGUAUGCGGUUUUGUCUGCACUGAAGGUUGCAGUAAAGGAGACACGCUCAGCUCCCGGGAGUCUCAAAGGAGCAGCGGUUGAGAAGGUCAUGCAGGAUCUGUUACACCUGUUCAUCAUUCUGCCGGACCCCUUCAUCCGAAACCUCGCAGGAGAGGCACUAGGUCGCCUGUGCAAUAGCUCUGGAAAUGCGCUCACUACUACUGAAGUCAAUUAUUUGGUGGACCAAAUCGUUGCAAACCGCGAACCUAAUGCUCGUUCUGGAUAUGCAGUUGCCCUUGGCUGCAUACACUCCCAGCUUGGUGGGAUGGCUGCUGGUUUCCACCUCAAGAACAUACUGGGGAUACUUACGUCUCUUGGCGAUGAUCCACAUCCAGUUGUACACUUCUGGGCAAUGGAUAGCCUGUCGCGAGUCGCUGAUUCUGCCGGCCUAUCGUUUUCAAGCUAUGUCACAAGCACACUCGGCAUGCUGGCGCAUUGGUAUGCUGCAGAUACACACAACGAAGAAUCAGCAUCUCUUCCAUACUCAAACAUUGAGAUCGAUAUCCCCACUCCUGCUGUUAUUGCACGAUGUGUUGACAGUAAUAUCAAUGUACUGGGGCCAGAUCUACAGGAUGUCGCAAAAUCAAGAGAUCUGAUCAUGACCCUUGUAGGGCUAUUCCAGGGCGAUACCGAUGAACUUAUUGUCAUCGAGAGUUUGCGUUGCCAGGAACAUAUCUCGCUCUAUGCGCCAGGUUACAUGGACUUCUCGGCCUAUGUCAAGAAUCUACAGCGAUCUAUAGAAAGUAACUCAACACAGAUCCGUGAUAUGGCCAUCGACGGCUUGCACAACAUCAUGAGGCGUAAUACAGAAGAGGUUAUACGUGCGGCUGAGCCGGGUCUGGAAGAUCAGCUGUGGCACGUACUUGACCGUGAUCCAGAACAUGAAGUUGUGCGAAAUAUUAUUCGCAAUUGGCUACAUCAGACCGGUUUAUCAGACACAGCAACGUGGGUACAGCGAUGCCAUUCCGUCCUGACCAAGACGAAAAAGGUGGAAACUCAGGACAAGAUUGAGCAGAAACCGAAAGUGGGCGCAGCAGAGAUCCAGGAUGAGGAAGUUGCAGGUUUUGCAUCUGCAUCAAAUGCGCCAGGCGCUGAGUCAGGAGAUGGCGUACAAGUGAGCCAAGAGCUGCUCAAGUGGCAAGUCCGGACAUUUGGUAUGGACUGUUUGAGCGAGCUUGUUGCAAUGGUCAGCAAGGAAGCUGCCUUCCGAGAAGAAGCGCCUUGUGUGAUGGCAUUGCAGCAAAGAGUAGCUGAUGUGGUGCGCAUUGCCUUCUCUGCAUCUACUGCUGGCGUUGUUCAGCUGCGGAUACGCGGUCUCAAAAUCAUUGACCAAGUUCUCAAGCUAUUCGGCAAAACGCCUGAUCCGGAUUUUGCUGAAGUUACCCUACUUGAACAGUACCAGGCCCAGAUCGGUUCGGCACUCACACCAGCCUUUGCAGCAGACUCAUCGCCAGAGCUUGCAGCUGAAGCUGUAAACGUAUGUGCUACAUUUAUUGCGACUGGUAUUGUAACAGAUGUGGAUCGAAUGGGCCGUAUUCUCAAGUUGCUCGUGUCAGCACUUGAAAACUUUUCCAGUGAAUCUGAGACUGCAUCGAUAGGCGAUCUCAAAGGGUUGAGCUCAAAUGCUCAGGUCAUGGUCAAAAUGGCAGUCUUCUCGGCUUGGGCCGAGUUGCAGAUUGCUAGUGCCGAGCAGACCUACCUGAGAGACGUGCUUAAGCCGCACAUUGCUAAACUAACACCUCUUUGGCUGGCGUCGCUGCGGGAAUAUGCUCGCCUCAGGUUCGAGCCCGACAUUACUUCCUCUAUGGGUUCUGCGUCGCUCUCUGGUAGCCUUGACACAAUCUAUGCGGCGCUCAACCGUGAGACGUUGUUGAAGUUCUAUCAAGAUACCUGGCUCAACCUUGUCGAUGCAAUUGCUAGUCUCAUCGACGAGGAUAGCGAGUUCGUGUUUGACGCACUUGAUGGAAAGACCGAACUGUCCGAGUCGGAUCCGAACCCAAGAGCUGAUCAUAUUAACUAUCGCGACGAGCCCGUUGCCUUCUUCUUUGUGCUAUUCGGUCUUGCAUUCGAGGCCCUUGCAGGUCGUCCAGGUGAUCUCCAAGCAUCCAAGGAGCAGAUUUUGGAGAUACUUCAGGCUUUGAAGAAGAUCUUGCGGCCUUCAGUAUCCGGACAUGCUAUAUAUCAAGAGGUUGUGUUCUCGGAGACGAUGGAUAUGCUCGAUCGGUUGGUGCUCACUGAAGGCUUGACCAUACAGACAGUCAUCGUUCAAAUUACACGAAACCUUUGCAUUGGCCACCCAUCUGCAAGGAGAGAUCAAGGAACUACUUCUGCAGACGAACAUCUCUCAGAAGACAUUGACCAGCUGUUUGAGUUGACCAAGAUCAUGGUACUAGUACUAUCAGGUUUAAUACCCGGGUUGGAAGACAGCAAAUCCAAAGCUCGCCACGAAAUGAACGAAGAAGCUGUUGCUCUGCUCACAACGGCAUUGUCUGCGCUGGUGGAUGCUGCACAAGUCUUCCCAUCCAUUAUCAAAGCCGAUCUUCAUGCUUGCAUUCUUCACAUCUUUGCAUCCAUAGUUGGCACUGGAGAAUGUCAAGCAACAGUCAUCCCGCAAGCGUUGCCAAUCUUCAAACGCUUCAUCAACAGUCUCGCGCCAGAUGCUGAAGCCACAGACGACACUGGCAAGCAACUGCGUGCGACGCUGGCGCGAUUCCUUGCCAUUCUCAGACACGCCCAAAAGCGGGAAUUUGAUGCUGCUCUUGCGUGUGAGAAAAACACUAUUCUCACGACUACUAUCUUGUUAAGCUCUGCAUCAUCUGCACUUACACCUAACGAUCCACUCAUCCAACGAUUUGUUGAUGAUCUUUUUGAUUGUCUUAGUACGGUUACCACCAGCAAGGUAGCUGCUGGGUGUUGCCGUUCCCUCCUUCUCUUGCCCAAAAAAGGCGCUUUUGAGACAAGUCUUGCGAAGCUUCUUCUUCCGCCUACUCUCUCUUUCCUCGCAAUACCUUCAGAGGUAGAAGGCCUCGAGGAGUCCCGCACAACCCUCGCCCAGACCCUUGUCAGCUUCGUCUCAACUCUUCCAGAGCCAGCACAACGGCAAGUCGCGUGCAAAAUCAUCAUUCCUGCCUUGCUAUCACGGGCACAGAACGAACCAAAGGCAACCCAAGAAACAGCGGCAAGGCUACUUGAGAUCGCUGGUGCCGACCAACAGGCGUUCAGAACUGUGGUGACUGGACUGACGCCUGAGCAAAGAAGCUUCAUGGAAGGGGUGUUGAAGAGCGGGCAAGGGCCUAGGAGACAGGAAGUUAAUAGGGAGGAUGACGGAAUGCCCAAGAUUGCGCUCAAGAUGGAUUUUGGGUCAUAG
Bipolaris sorokiniana ND90Pr is the source of this 6099-nucleotide messenger RNA. RefSeq lists its product as uncharacterized. Bases 1 to 6099 code for a protein of 2032 amino acids. Gene Ontology annotation, biological process: retrograde transport, endosome to Golgi; intracellular protein localization; endocytosis. Gene Ontology annotation, cellular component: endocytic vesicle; Golgi apparatus; membrane. The transcript has 6 exons. NCBI's taxonomy places the organism in Eukaryota, Fungi, Ascomycota, Dothideomycetes, Pleosporales, Pleosporaceae. The record is from RefSeq and is a predicted model, not a curated record.